Ipomoea triloba (trilobed morning glory) is the source of this 1335-nucleotide messenger RNA. Its product is annotated as putative disease resistance protein RGA1. The record is from RefSeq and is a predicted model, not a curated record. NCBI's taxonomy places the organism in Eukaryota, Viridiplantae, Streptophyta, Magnoliopsida, Solanales, Convolvulaceae. The transcript has a single exon. The coding region runs from base 29 to 682 and encodes 217 amino acids.
UGCUCAGCUUCACAAUUGCUACGAAAAUAUGAAGAAGCUACGUACACUCAUCAUCGACUGUAAAAGGAUUGCUCUGAAUUCAUUCCCUCAGAUGCUCCAAAACUUGAAGUUGCUCAGAGUUUUGGUGUUGGAACGGUUACCUGAUGGUAUGGAGGAACUGCCCAAUGAGGUUGGGGAUCUAAUUCAUCUUAGGUACUUAGAUCUGUUUGUUAAUUGGAAGAUUAGACAUCUCCCUGAUUCUUUGGGAAGAUUGCACAAUCUACAGACAUUGGAUUUAAGUAGUUCUUCAGUGGAGAGUUUGCCUAAAUCCGUAUCAAAGCUUAAGCAGCUGAGACAUCUCAUUGGAAGUUAUGAAUUACAAGUGCCAGAUAUUGUAUUCACAUUUUCUCAUCUUCAAACAUUAUCUGGCAUACUGAUUAAUACCAUCCAAGCAAGAGAAUUAGUAAAUAUCCCACAACUCACUGAGUUGAAUAUUAUUUUCAAGGAAGGAGAGGAAUGCUGGAGAGCAAUUUGUGAUUCUGUCAAAAAAAUGACAAAUCUUCACUCUCUAACUCUUAGAAGUGAUGAUGAAUUACAAGAAGUUAUAAAUUUCUCACUGCCCCUUUCGCUCGAGUAUCUCGAGCUCUCUAGUUUUGGGAAAUUGGUAAAUUUUAUUAGCACUUCGCAUAAUUUAUAUAGAUGACUGUGGUGUAGAUGGAGAUUUCUUCAAUAGUUUGGAGAAAUUGCCAAGCCUGUUGAAUCUCUACAUUGACAGUUAUAGUGGAGGCCAGUUAUUGUGCAGUGAAGGGAGCUUUCCAAAACUCAAGGAGCUAGUGAUAGUGUGCGAGAAGCUUACCAAGUGGGAAAUAGGAAAAUGAGCUAUGACAUGUCUUGAGUCACUAUCUAUGGAUGAGUGCAAAUGUCUAGAAAUGCUUCCAGAAGGCUUGAGAGAAGUUGAGCAUUUGAAGCAAUUGCAUCUAUCCUGCCCAUCUCAACAACUUGUUCAAAGAAUAAGUGUUGAAGGAUCAGAUCGAUGGAAGAUUGAACAUAUACUAAGAGUUACUAUUGGACACAAUUAUAGUGAAGAGCCUUAUCUAUUAAAUUAAAAAUAUUAUUCACAAAGAAAGAUUACUAGCUUUUAUUGUUUUUACGCUUUGAUGUUGUUUUUCAAGUCUUCCAAUCUCUUGUGGUUGUCAUUGUUGGCUUGUUGAUUUUUUUUCUUUUUUACUUUUUUGUGUUUAAAUAAUCAAUUUUUAUCUUUUUGUAUUUGUACAUUAUUUCAUUAGUUGUAUGAGCUCAUGCCUCAUUGUAUGAUAUAUACAUCACACUUAGUAAUUAUCAUAAAAAAUUUAUAAA